Bombyx mori (domestic silkworm) is the source of this 2419-nucleotide messenger RNA. RefSeq names its product microtubule-associated protein RP/EB family member 3 (gene Eb1). The coding region runs from base 326 to 1162 and encodes 278 amino acids. Gene Ontology annotation, biological process: spindle assembly; regulation of microtubule polymerization or depolymerization; protein localization to microtubule. Gene Ontology annotation, cellular component: microtubule organizing center; cytoplasmic microtubule; microtubule plus-end. The record is from RefSeq and is a predicted model, not a curated record. Gene Ontology annotation, molecular function: microtubule plus-end binding. The transcript has 7 exons. Lineage: Eukaryota; Metazoa; Arthropoda; Insecta; Lepidoptera; Bombycidae.
GCGCGCCUGCCAAUGAAAACAAAUAAUAUGUUUGGAAUUUUAAAGAUUGGAAAGGCAUUGCUAGAUGUUUUGUUGAAUUAAAAAAUUUGCUUGAAUUCGAAGUACCGUACCUAUAUAUCAUAGAACACUUACCGUCCAUCAGGUAUCGUGACGAAUAGAGAUUAUAGAACAGAAAGUGUAUAUGGUGAUCAAAGAAGAACGAGGUGAGCGUUUUGGAUAAAAAUUCUAACAAAUUUGAUAACUUAUCUCACACAGCAAACUUGUUUAGAAUAAAGAUAAAUUCACGGUCAAGAAUUUUUUCAUCAAGGGCUGAUACAUAGUAAAAAUGGCUGUAAAUGUAUAUUCUACGAACGUUACGUCAGAAAAUCUAUCGCGGCAUGAUAUGCUAGCGUGGGUGAAUGAUUGUCUCCAGUCAAACUUUGCGAAGAUCGAAGAGUUGUGUACAGGUGCCGCCUAUUGCCAGUUCAUGGACAUGCUGUUCCCUGGCAGUGUACCAAUGAAAAGAAUCAAAUUUAAGACAAAUUUGGAACAUGAAUAUAUACAGAACUUUAAAAUAUUACAAGCUGGUUUUAAAAAGAUGGGUGUGGACAAGAUAGUACCCAUUGACAAACUGGUGAAGGGUCGUUUCCAAGAUAAUUUUGAGUUUUUGCAAUGGUUCAAGAAAUUCUUUGACGCCAACUAUGGAGGUGCGGCAUAUGACGCAGUGGCGCAGCGAGAAGGUCUGCCCAUGGGGCACGGGGGCUCGGCCGCCCCGAGGGCCGCUGCCGCUAAGAAACCCGUCGCCCCUGUCGCCAAAGUCGCAGCUAGACCCCAAACCAUUGGGAAAGCUAAUACAACAGUCAGAUCUCCACCAGUUAAUUUGUCACGGAUAAGUCAAAGUGCCAAGGGUGAUUCGAAAGUUGUGGAUGAAUUAAACCAUCAGAUAAACGAAUUGAAAGCCACAGUCGAUGGAUUAGAAAAAGAGAGAGACUUCUACUUCGGUAAGCUUCGGGAUAUAGAGGUGAUCUGUCAAGAGAUGGAAGAACAACACAAUGCUCCUAUAGUGCAAAAGAUUCUUGAUAUUUUAUAUGCCACUGAGCCUGUUAUUUUCCAGGACGGUUUUGCGCCUCCCGAGGAGAUAGACGGCGACAACCCUCACCCGCCAGAAGAGGACGAAUAUUGAAACAAGACAAUACGACAUCAACGCGUAUCAUAGUGCUCUUGUAUAUUAUAUCAAACGAAAUUAUAUCGCUUAACAAUCAUUGACAAUAUUGAGUGCUUAGUAUUUCACAGCCAACGAGUCGUAACAUACUAGGUCGGUCCAUUGACACAGUGACCUUUAGCUUUUCUUGUGUAUUAAAUUUUAACACGUUUGUUAAUUCUAGUAUGUUUAUAAUUAACAUUAAAAUUUUAAAUUAUCAAAACGACUGUCUAUAUUUGGAUGGUCGCGGAUUUGUUAUACAUUUUCCUUAUGUAUUAUAACAUUUUUGAAUUAUGUAACGUGUUAAAAUUUAUUCUAACAUAUAUAAAAUAUUAUUUUCAUCUGUAAUUUAUUUCUCUGAUUUUUGCACAAAAGUAAUUUAUCAUCCAUAUGUUUAUUUUAUAGGAAUUUUUAGACCUACAAUUAUUGAAAUAGCUUAAUAAUGACUAGCGGUAUUGUAAAAGUUAGUCUUUCAAGUAACAAUAAUUUAUGUAGGUUCCGUAGGUAGAUGAGUAAUAAUAACAUUGUAUCGUGCAUGUAAAUCUAUGUUGUAUUUUCGCAUGGCUGUGUCAUACCUAAGUGCAUACCGAAUAAAUUAUUUGGGGGCGACAUUUCUCGACUGAAUUUCUAAUUUCGUGUGUAUUUUCGGAGGUUUGAAGUAUAAAUGAAUGGCGUUGAGGUUUCGCGUUUGAGAUUGAGUAAUGUGCAAUGAACCGCGAAAUGAGAUGCUUUUUCUCGUAUCUACUACAUUUCUGGGCCACUAUUGCCUAAAUAAUGUGCAUUUAAUAGUUUGUUAAUUAUUGGAAGAGAUUUACUGUUACUUGUUCAGUUCUGUUAAUAAAUAACAAAGUUAGCCAAAAUUAAAUGUUACAAUAUUAUCUCGUAUUAUUAUGGUUUGUAAUUAGAUCUGAAAUUCUUAGUUUUCAUGGAAAUUUAUUUUGUUCUCUGCAAUUUGAAUAACCAUGCUAGUAAAUCGUUACAUACUUAUUUUUCGUUUUAAUACUAACAUUAGUUAUACGUAAGGUAUACUAAUAAAUAAUAAUUUAGUAUAUUUUAUUGGUAAAGCAUCUUAAAAGCGGGACACUAACGACUUGUUGGCGGAAGAUGUUCGCUGGUUAAGAUAAAGAUAGAUAAUUUAUUUACUUCAGCAUUCGUAAAUUGCCUUAACUUCAGAUAUAUUAAUUGCGUCUGAUUUUCAGAUUGUGAAUGUCUUAUCGAAUAAAUAACUUUUAUUGACAA